Molecule: messenger RNA, 585 nt
Organism: Somion occarium
Lineage: Eukaryota; Fungi; Basidiomycota; Agaricomycetes; Polyporales; Cerrenaceae
Source: the annotation of a GenBank genome assembly
GCGGUCUUCGCAAGGCAACACCUUCUCUCUCUUCAGGCUCCGAAAUGAAGGCAGUAUUUCAAUCCGAAUCACAACGAGGCUAAUUUAAGUAUUAGCAUCCCCGUCUAGGCUUCCGUGUGGCACCCAUUCCAAUGGCUCACCUGGUCCCAUCACUGUCCCAUCCUGGACGUUUUCGUUUUAUUGCCGUUAUGUCCAUAUUGACAAUAGCUUGCAACCCCAAUCCUCGGGCAAUCGGUCAUCCAGAAGAAACCCUACUUCUCAGGGACCUUAUCAACCUAAGAAUCGACCACAUUUUUUUUUGGCAAUCCGUUGGAACGCACGAGCACGACAAUCUACAUUUCGUUCUGGACGACGCUUCCAGAGUACCCGUGGCCCUGCUUGGCCCCUCUGGAAAGGGCUGCAGGACGUUUAAUUUGAUGUCCCUCUCCUUAUCCCAGGAUCACCGCCCCUUAGAGCGUGUGAUGAAUCUUGAUCAUGGCAGUGCGUGCCACUGCGAAUCAUCACAAGCGCGCAGAAGGGGGUGAGACUUGAUAUUCUACGGGUCAACGAUGUACACAAUUCAUGUCCGUUAAUCAUGCUUCUGUC